This is a messenger RNA of Auanema sp. JU1783, 258 nucleotides long. The record is from the annotation of a GenBank genome assembly. Lineage: Eukaryota; Metazoa; Nematoda; Chromadorea; Rhabditida; Rhabditidae.
AUGUCUCGAUUAUCAACAAUAUUUCUGACCUGUAUGCUUGCUGCUUGUGCUUUUCUUAUGUUCCUGCCAAGCACGUCAGCUCGUCCAAAAGCUGGCUACAUGUGUGCUAACCGAAAAUGGCCUGGAGGCGAGAACUGUUUAAUUGUCAACAUGCUCCGCGAUCCUCAUCAAAUCAAUUCGUGGAAUGGAAACUCUUGGCGAAAAGCUAUCAACCAGAUGGUAGCUUAUCAGCAGCUUUUCCAAGAAGAUGAAAGAUGA